CCUAUUUUUGCACAGCAUGCUUUAUCUACUGAUUUUCACGGCAAGGUCUAUGAGAAGGUUAAAACUUUUGUGCCUUCUGGAGAAAACUGUCUAUUGGAUUCUUAUUCGGGUGUGGACUGGACUAGAUGGCUUCUGAAAUCCAGUGAUUCAUAUUCUGAGAGUCACUGUUCUGAGGACAAACCAAGAUGGACGACUUGACUACCUCCCCAUUCUACUAUGAUUAUAAAGCUCCCUGCCAAAACUUUGAUGUGAAGUACACAGCGUCACGGCUCCUCCCCCCACUCUACUCCCUAGUGUUCAUUUCUGGCUUUGUGGGCAAUGCCCUAGUUUUUCUCAUCUUGAUAAGGUGUAAAAAACUGAAAAGCAUGACUGACAUCUAUCUGCUCAAUCUGGCCAUCUCUGAUUUACUUUUUAUCAUCACCCUCCCAUUUUGGGCUCACUAUGCUGCAGAUCAGUGGAUCUUUGGAGAUGUCCUGUGUAAGCUGCUGACAGGAUUCUAUCAGAUGGGGUUCUUUGGAGGAGUAUUCUUCAUCAUCCUCCUGACCAUCGAUCGGUACCUGGCCAUUGUCCAUGCUGUGUUUGCCCUAAAAGCUAGAACAGUCACCUUUGGCAUUUUGACAAGUGUCAUCACCUGGGUGGUGGCUGGGUUUGCCUCUCUCCCAGCAAUUAUCUUCACCAAAUCUCAGAAAGAAGGCAUCCAGAACACCUGCAGCUAUCAUUUCCCACCAGAUCAGUCUGUUAUCUGGAAGAACUUUCAAACUUUAAAGAUGAAUCUUUUGGGGCUAGUGUUACCCCUCAUUAUUAUGAUCAUCUGCUACUCAGGAAUCAUACAAACAUUGCUGAGAUGCCGAAAUGAGAAGAAGAAACAUAAGGCAGUGAGGUUAAUCUUUGUGAUUAUGAUUGUUUACUUUCUCUUCUGGGCCCCCUAUAACAUCGUGCUUCUCUUGAACACAUUCCAAAUUUUCUUUGGUCUGGACAAUUGUGAGAGCUCCAAGAAUCUGGACAGAGCCAUGCAAUUGACAGAAACACUUGGAAUGACUCACUGCUGUAUCAACCCAGUGAUUUAUGCCUUUGUUGGGGAAAAAUUUAGGAGAUAUCUCUCUACUUUCUUCCGCAAAUAUAUUGUCCGGAAUUUCUGCAAACAAUGCCCCAUUUUCCAUGGGGAGGCACUUGACAGAGUGAGCUCAACCUUUACCCCAUCUACUGGGGAGCAAGAAGUCUCUGCUGGUUUGUAAAAAAAAAAAAUUCUUUUCCCUAAAAAUAUUCUUUGGGGGAUCCUACAAGUCUUGAAAGGAAGUGAAAAUUUUAAAGAUUCAAGAACAAAGAGCCCUAAAAAUCAAGGAAACAUAAGAAUAAUCAGAUUUCAGGUACAAAACUGAACUUAAUAUUCCCACCUCUCAAGAAAUACAUCAUCCCACAGUAUCAGAAGACUCUUUGUGUAUCAAAUGAUUUCUUCUAAGUUACAACAGAAUGCUUUCUUGUAUAUAUAUAUACUACAUAUAUGCUACAGUUUUUGUGCUUAAAAUGAAAUAUAAGACUGAGACCAAAAUUUUUUUGGAAUGUUAAGAUUUUAUGAAAUAGGAAUGGAAAUUCCUUGAGUCCUAAUUUUUUUUAAGCAAGGUAAGGAGAUGGGCAUAGGACAACAUAGAAAUGAGACAAGUGGACUGGUAAGGACUGAUAAGGAGUGGAAUAGCAAUGUCUCCUGGGCCAAAAUGCAGCUAGUCAGGUAAGAGGAAGACUGCUGAUGACUUAAAAGUUCAGUGUAGAAAUGGUCACAUCAUAGGCCAGGCCAUGGUCACUGUCAUUCUAAGCCUUAGAAUAUCUAAUGCAAAUCCCUUAUUUCCCAGUGGAGAAUACUAAGGCCCAGAGAUGGGGAGAGAAUGAGAAACUAGCUCUUUAACCCUAAAGACUGGACAUGUUCAGAACAAGUUGGAUAAUUCAACUUCCCAGAUGCAAAGUACUGGCUUAUUCAUGUUGUUUGUGUCCUUUUAUAUAUUUGCUAUCUACUCCAUCAGAUCAUUCUGGAUAAGAAUGUAGACAAUAUCCUGGAUAAGGAGCCUCCAGCUUUCAUUUAAAGGGAACUUAUUAAAUGGCUAUGCUCUUUUUUUUCCUAAAGCAUCUUCAGGAUAUAACUUAGAAACUUGGUCAGCUCAGAUGGCCAAAGCUGAUAUUUUUGUUGGUGCUGCUCAAAAAAUAGACUCUUUGGUUUGCUUUCUAGAACUUCAUUUUUUUUAUCUAGAUGUGACUUUAUUUACAAAAUAAAAUUUUCCUAACAA
Molecule: messenger RNA, 2276 nt
Organism: Antechinus flavipes (yellow-footed antechinus)
Lineage: Eukaryota; Metazoa; Chordata; Mammalia; Dasyuromorphia; Dasyuridae
Product: C-C chemokine receptor type 5-like
Exons: 3
Coding region: 186-1235 (349 amino acids)
Biological process (GO): chemotaxis; G protein-coupled receptor signaling pathway; immune response
Cellular component (GO): membrane; cytoplasm
Molecular function (GO): C-C chemokine receptor activity
Source: RefSeq, a predicted model, not a curated record